AGAUGUCCAGUAGUGAAGAGAAAAAGGAACCACCAAAGACUGAAACAGAAUCCAUACAACAGUUUGAUAACGAAACAGAUGGAGUAUUGCUACCCAACGAAAGGUCCCUUGAGAAGGAAUUUAUCCCCCCUGACGGGGGCUGGGGUUGGGUUGUAUGUGUUACGUCCCUCUUGACAAAUGGUACAAUUUUCAGCAUGCUCAACACUUUUGGCAUAAUAUACGUGUAUCUAAUCAAGGAAUAUGCCAAGGGAGAUCAUUCAGUUGCUUUCAAAACAUCAUGGGUAGGAUCAGUCUGCAUAGGUAUAACAUUUUUGAUGAGCAUUUUUGCCGGUAUAUGCAGUGAUCAAAUAGGCAUCAGACCAACAGCUUUUUUCGGAGCUGCUUUAGGGGCGAUUGGUCUCUUCUCUAGUGCCUUUGUCAUCCAACUGGAGCUUCUUUACCUUACAUAUGGUCUCUUACUCGGAAUUGGUGGAGGAUUCAUUUAUUCUACCUCUUUGGUCAUUCUUGGACACUACUUCCAAAAGCAUAUGGGCAUUGUGAAUGGAAUCGUGACUUUUGGAAGCUCAGUCUACACAAUUGUUUUAUCUAUUGUUCUUCCAAUUGUUCUGAAAUCGUUUGGAAUCAAAUAUACUUUUCUUUUCCUUGGAGGGUUGUAUUGUAUACUUCUUCCAUGCAGUCUGACUUGGAAGCCAUUGUUCCAAAGAGACACUGACAUUUCACGCGUAGAUGUAUCUUCGAACAAAAGGCUACAAGGGGUUGAAUGUUGCAAUUGGGCAAAGAAGUACUUGAAUCUGAACAUUUUUAAAAACCAUGCAUAUCUAACCUGGUUUUUGGGAUUUGGCAUAGCUUUAUUUGGAUACUUUGUACCCUUUGUACAUUUAGUUAAACAUACUCAAGACGUCUUUCCCAAAUCCAAUGCAUAUAUUCUGAUCACUUGCAUGCAAGCUACUUCGGGUGUCGGAAGAAUAGUGUUUGGAAAGGUAGCUGACUUGAAAUUUAUAAAUCGAAUUUACAUGCAGCAAUGUGCGUUCGUAGUGACGGGCUUCGUAACAGCAUGCAUCCCAUUCAGUGCCAGUUUUGAAGGGUUAGUGGCCAUUUGUCUCAUUAUGGGCCUUUGUGACGGAAUCAGUGUAUGCUUAUUAGGUCCUAUUGCCUUUGACCUUGUUGGUCCAAAGAAUGCAUCACAAGCUAUUGGCUUCAUGUUAGGUGGAUUUUCUAUUCCAUUUACCGUUGGUCCUCCUAUUGCAGGCUUGCUUUACGAUCAUCUGCACACAUAUGAAAUAGCAUUUGUCGCUGCUGGUGCCCCACCUAUAAUUGGUGCGAUUGUUAUGUGUUUCAUCCCCAAAAAGGCAAGUCCGGAAGCAAAAGAAGCCCACACAUCUAUUUCUAUGGUAGAUGUGUAUCAGGCCAAUACAGAUAAAUCAGAAUUGGAACUUAAUGUAGGAGUGACCGAUCCCAUAGAAGACGAAUUGCAUGAAGAAGGAAAAAAGCUUUUAGAAUCACCAAAUGAUGACAUCAUAUUCAGAAGAAACGGUUCUAAAAGCUCUAAUGAAAAUAUAGACAAUACACCAAGACAGAAUUCUGAGUUGUGUUUAAAUAAUGGAGUGACAGCUUAAUUGGAGUUACAUGUAAUGUUUUUGAUUUAGAAAAAUAAUUUAUUCUGAUUGCUGUUGCAAAAGU
This is a messenger RNA of Saccostrea echinata, 1680 nucleotides long. Its product is annotated as monocarboxylate transporter 10-like. Gene Ontology annotation, molecular function: monocarboxylic acid transmembrane transporter activity. NCBI's taxonomy places the organism in Eukaryota, Metazoa, Mollusca, Bivalvia, Ostreida, Ostreidae. The record is from RefSeq and is a predicted model, not a curated record. The transcript is spliced from 6 exons. Gene Ontology annotation, biological process: transmembrane transport. Bases 3 to 1616 code for a protein of 537 amino acids.